Myotis brandtii (Brandt's bat) is the source of this 8656-nucleotide messenger RNA. RefSeq names its product teneurin transmembrane protein 4 (gene TENM4). Gene Ontology annotation, molecular function: cell adhesion molecule binding; protein heterodimerization activity; protein homodimerization activity. The record is from RefSeq and is a predicted model, not a curated record. Gene Ontology annotation, biological process: signal transduction; neuron development; heterophilic cell-cell adhesion. The transcript is spliced from 31 exons. Lineage: Eukaryota; Metazoa; Chordata; Mammalia; Chiroptera; Vespertilionidae. The coding region runs from base 129 to 8477 and encodes 2782 amino acids. Gene Ontology annotation, cellular component: membrane; neuron projection.
GCCGCUACACCAGCUCGUCCGCGGACAGCGAGGAGGGCAAGGCCCCACAGAAGUCCUACAGCUCCAGCGAGACCCUGAAGGCCUAUGACCAGGACGCCCGCCUUGCUUACGGCAGCCGCAUCAAGGACAUGGUGCCGCAGGAGGCCGAGGAGUUCUGCCGCACAGGAGCCAACUUCUCCCUUCGUGAGCUGGGGCUGGGUGAGGUGACACCGCCUCAUGGGACCCUGUACCGCACAGACAUCGGCCUCCCCCACUGCGGCUACUCCAUGGGUGCCAGCUCUGAUGCCGACAUGGAGGCCGACACCGUGCUGUCCCCUGAGCACCCCGUGCGACUGUGGGGCCGGAGCACACGGUCGGGCCGCAGCUCUUGCCUGUCCAGCCGGGCCAACUCCAACCUCACGCUCACCGACACAGAGCAUGAGAACACCGAGACCGGUGCUCCCUUGCAUUGUUCAUCAGCUUCAUCAACCCCUAUUGAGCAGUCCCCCUCCCCGCCCCCCUCCCCUCCGGCCAAUGAGAGCCAGAGGCGGUUGCUAGGCAACGGUGUGGCCCAGCCAACCCCGGACUCAGACUCUGAGGAAGAGUUUGUCCCUAAUUCAUUCUUAGUUAAAAGUGGCUCUGCCAGCCUGGGGGUCGCAGCGAACGAUCACCCGGGAGGCCUGCAGAACCACUCGCGGCUCCGGACGCCACCUCCUCCACUCUCGCACGCCCACACCCCCAACCAGCACCACGCGGCCUCCAUCAACUCCCUGAAUCGAGGCAACUUCACUCCAAGGAGCAACCCCAGCCCGGCCCCUACGGACCACUCGCUCUCUGGAGAGCCCCCUGCCAGCGGCACGCAGGAGCCGGCCCACGCCCAGGACAACUGGCUGCUCAACAGCAACAUCCCCCUGGAGACCAGAAACCUAGGCAAGCAGCCAUUCCUAGGGACAUUGCAGGACAACCUCAUUGAGAUGGACAUUCUCAGCGCCUCCCGCCAUGAUGGGGCUUACGGUGACGGGCACUUCCUCUUCAAGCCAGGAGGCACCUCCCCACUCUUCUGCACCACAUCACCAGGGUACCCUCUGACUUCCAGCACAGUGUACUCACCUCCGCCCCGGCCACUGCCCCGCAGCACCUUCACCCGGCCAGCCUUCAACCUCAAGAAGCCCUCCAAGUACUGUAACUGGAAGUGCGCAGCCCUGAGCGCCAUCGUCAUCUCAGCCGCACUAGUCAUCCUGCUGGCGUACUUUGUGGCCAUGCACCUGUUUGGCCUAAACUGGCACCUGCAGCCGAUGGAGGGGCAGAUGUAUGAGAUCACGGAGGACACAGCCAGCAGUUGGCCUGUGCCAACCGACGUCUCCCUGUAUCCCUCAGGGGGCACUGGGUUAGAGAUCCCUGACAGGAAAGGCAAAGGAGCCACAGAAGGAAAGCCCAGUAGUUUCUUUCCAGAGGACAGUUUUAUAGACUCGGGAGAAAUCGACGUGGGGAGACGGGCUUCCCAGAAGAUUCCUCCCGGCACGUUCUGGAGAUCUCAGGUGUUCAUAGACCACCCCGUGUAUCUGAAAUUCAAUGUGUCUCUGGGAAAGGCGGCUCUAGUCGGCAUUUAUGGCAGAAAAGGCCUUCCUCCUUCACACACGCAGUUUGACUUUGUGGAGCUGCUGGAUGGAAGGAGGCUCCUGACCCAGGAGGCACGGAGCCUGGAGGGGCCCCAGCGCCAGUCCCGGGGAGCCGUCCCUCCCUCCAGCCACGAGACCGGCUUCAUCCAGUACUUGGAUUCAGGCAUCUGGCACCUGGCUUUUUACAAUGAUGGGAAGGAGUCGGAAGUGGUUUCAUUUCUCACCACUGCCAUUGAAUCGGUGGAUAACUGCCCCAGCAACUGCUACGGCAAUGGGGACUGCAUCUCUGGGACCUGCCACUGCUUCCUGGGCUUCCUGGGCCCCGACUGCGGCAGAGCCUCCUGCCCCGUGCUCUGUAGUGGGAACGGCCAGUACAUGAAGGGCCGGUGUCUGUGCCAUAGCGGCUGGAAGGGCGCCGAGUGCGACGUGCCCACCAACCAGUGUAUUGAUGUGGCCUGCAGCAACCAUGGCACCUGCAUCAUGGGCACCUGCAUCUGCAACCCCGGCUACAAGGGCGAGAACUGCGAGGAAGUGGACUGCAUGGACCCCACAUGUUCUGGCCGGGGCGUCUGCGUGAGAGGCGAGUGCCACUGCUCUGUGGGAUGGGGAGGCACCAACUGUGAGUCACCCCGGGCCACAUGCUUGGACCAGUGUUCAGGCCACGGAACCUUCCUCCCAGACACUGGGCUUUGCAGCUGUGACCCAAGCUGGACUGGACACGACUGUUCUAUCGAGAUCUGUGCUGCCGACUGUGGGGGCCACGGCGUGUGUGUGGGGGGCACCUGCCGCUGCGAGGAAGGCUGGAUGGGGGCGGCCUGCGACCAGCGGGCCUGCCACCCGCGCUGUGCCGAGCAUGGGACCUGCCGCGACGGCAAGUGUGAAUGCAGCCCCGGCUGGAACGGCGAGCACUGCACCAUCGCGCACUAUCUGGAUAGGGUAGUUAAAGAGGGUUGCCCUGGGUUGUGCAAUGGCAAUGGCAGAUGCACCUUGGACCUGAAUGGGUGGCACUGUGUCUGCCAGCUGGGCUGGAGAGGAGCUGGCUGCGACACAUCCAUGGAGACCGCCUGUGGUGACAGCAAAGACAAUGAUGGAGAUGGUCUGGUCGACUGCAUGGACCCUGACUGCUGCCUCCAGCCCUUCUGUCAUGUCAACCCACUGUGCCUGGGCUCCCCUGACCCACUGGACAUCAUCCACCCCGCAUGGAGCCCCCAGCUUCCACCCCCUGUGUCCCAGCAGAACCUGCACUCCUUCUAUGACCGCAUCAAGUUCCUCGUGGGCAGGGACAGCACACACAUCAUCCCCGGGGAGAACCCCUUCGAUGGAGGGCACGCAUGUGUCAUUCGUGGUCAAGUGAUGACAUCAGAUGGGACCCCGCUGGUUGGUGUGAACAUCAGUUUCGUCAAUAACCCUCUCUUUGGAUACACGAUCAGCAGGCAAGAUGGCAGCUUUGACUUGGUCACAAAUGGCGGCAUCUCCAUCAUCCUGCGGUUCGAGCGGGCACCUUUCAUCACCCAGGAGCAUACCCUCUGGCUGCCUUGGGACCGCUUCUUUGUCAUGGAGACCAUCAUCAUGCGCCAUGAAGAGAAUGAGAUUCCCAGCUGCGACCUGAGCAACUUCGCCCGCCCCAACCCUAUUGUGUCUCCAUCCCCACUGACAUCCUUUGCCAGCUCCUGUGCAGAGAAAGGCCCCAUCGUUCCGGAAAUUCAGGCCUUGCAAGAGGAAAUCGCCAUCUCGGGCGGCAAGAUGAGGCUGAGUUACUUGAGCAGCCGUACGCCGGGCUACAAGUCUGUCCUGAGGGUCAGCCUCACCCAUCCGACCAUCCCCUUCAACCUCAUGAAGGUGCACCUCAUGGUGGCGGUGGAGGGCCGCCUCUUCAGGAAGUGGUUUGCUGCGGCCCCAGACUUGUCCUACUAUUUCAUCUGGGACAAGACGGAUGUCUACAACCAGAAGGUGUUUGGGCUGUCGGAAGCCUUCGUUUCCGUGGGUUAUGAGUACGAAUCCUGCCCGGAUCUGAUCCUGUGGGAGAAAAGAACAGCAGUGCUGCAGGGCUAUGAAAUCGACGCUUCCAGGCUGGGAGGAUGGAGCCUGGACAAACAUCACGCCCUCAACAUCCAAAGCGGCAUCCUGCACAAAGGGAACGGGGAGAACCAGUUUGUGUCUCAGCAGCCCCCCGUCAUCGGGAGCAUCAUGGGCAAUGGGCGCCGGAGAAGCAUCUCCUGCCCCAGCUGCAACGGCCUUGCUGACGGCAACAAGCUCCUGGCCCCCGUGGCCCUGACGUGCGGCUCCGACGGCAGCCUCUACGUGGGAGAUUUCAACUACAUCCGAAGGAUCUUCCCCUCCGGGAACGUCACCAACAUCCUGGAGCUGAGAAAUAAAGAUUUCAGACAUAGUCACAGUCCAGCGCACAAAUACUACCUGACGACAGAUCCCAUGAGCGGGGCUGUCUUCCUCUCUGACACCAACAGCCGGCGGGUCUUCAAGAUCAAGUCCACCACGGUGGUAAAGGACCUCGUCAAGAACUCCGAGGUCGUCGCGGGGACAGGUGACCAGUGCCUCCCCUUUGAUGACACCCGCUGCGGGGAUGGUGGGAAGGCCACGGAAGCCACACUUACCAAUCCCAGGGGCAUCACGGUGGACAAGUCAGGGCUGAUUUACUUCGUGGAUGGCACCAUGAUCAGACGCAUUGACCAGAAUGGGGUCAUCUCCACCCUCCUAGGCUCCAAUGACCUGACCUCGGCCCGGCCCCUCAGCUGUGAUUCUGUCAUGGAUAUUUCUCAGGUUCGCUUGGAGUGGCCCACAGACUUAGCCAUCAACCCAAUGGACAACUCCCUCUAUGUCCUCGACAACAACGUGGUUCUGCAAAUCUCUGAAAACCACCAGGUGCGCAUUGUUGCCGGGAGGCCUAUGCACUGCCAGGUCCCCGGCAUCGACCACUUUCUGCUGAGCAAGGUGGCCAUCCAUGCAACCCUGGAGUCAGCCACCGCCUUGGCUGUCUCUCACAAUGGCGUCCUGUAUAUCGCUGAGACCGAUGAGAAAAAGAUCAACCGAAUCAGGCAGGUCACCACGAGCGGAGAGAUCUCGCUAGUGGCUGGGGCCCCAAGUGGCUGUGACUGUAAAAAUGAUGCCAACUGUGAUUGUUUCUCUGGAGAUGAUGGUUAUGCCAAGGAUGCAAAGCUGAAUACCCCAUCUUCCUUAGCUGUAUGUGCUGACGGGGAACUCUACGUGGCCGACCUUGGUAAUAUCCGAAUUCGGUUUAUCAGGAAGAACAAGCCUUUCCUCAACACCCAGAACAUGUAUGAGCUGUCUUCACCAAUCGACCAGGAGCUCUACCUGUUUGAUACCAGUGGCAAGCAUCUGUACACCCAAAGCCUGCCCACAGGAGAUUACCUCUACAACUUCACCUACACUGGAGAUGACGACAUCACAUUCAUCACAGACAACAAUGGCAACAGGGUGGACAUCAGCCGAGACUCUACCGGGAUGCCCCUCUGGCUGGUGGGCCCAGAUGGCCAGGUGUACUGGAUGACUAUGGGCACCAACAGUGCACUCAGGAGUGUGACCACACAAGGACACGAGUUGGCCAUGAUGACAUACCAUGGCAACUCUGGCCUUCUGGCAACUAAAAGCAAUGAAAAUGGAUGGACAACAUUUUAUGAGUAUGACAGCUUUGGCCGCCUGACAAAUGUGACCUUCCCUACUGGCCAGGUGAGCAGUUUCCGAAGUGAUACAGACAGCUCAGUGCAUGUCCAGGUAGAGACCUCCAGCAAAGAUGAUGUCACCAUAACCACCAACCUGUCUGCCUCAGGUGCCUUCUAUACACUCCUGCAAGACCAGGUCCGGAACAGCUACUACAUCGGGGCGGAUGGCUCCCUGCGGCUGCUGCUGGCCAAUGGCAUGGAGGUGGCGCUGCAGACUGAGCCCCACCUGCUGGCCGGCACUGUCAACCCCACCGUGGGUAAGAGGAACGUCACGUUGCCCAUCGACAAUGGCCUCAACCUGGUGGAGUGGCGGCAGCGCAAGGAGCAGGCACGGGGCCAGGUCACCGUCUUCGGGCGCCGGCUGCGGGUUCACAAUCGGAACCUACUCUCUCUGGACUUUGACCGUGUGACACGCACGGAGAAGAUCUAUGACGACCACCGCAAAUUCACCCUCCGGAUCCUAUACGACCAGGCAGGGCGGCCCAGCCUCUGGUCACCCAGCAGCAGGCUCAAUGGCGUGAAUGUGACAUACUCCCCGAGGGGCCACAUUGCCGGCAUCCAGAGGGGCAUCAUGUCUGAGAGGAUGGAGUAUGACCAGACGGGCCGCAUCACAUCCAGGAUCUUUGCUGAUGGGAAGACAUGGAGCUACACGUACUUGGAAAAGUCCAUGGUGCUGCUCCUCCACAGCCAGCGGCAGUAUAUCUUUGAGUUUGACAAGAACGACCGCCUCUCCUCCGUGACAAUGCCCAACGUGGCCCGGCAGACAUUAGAGACCAUUCGCUCAGUGGGCUACUACAGGAACAUCUACCAGCCCCCUGAGAGCAAUGCCUUCGUCAUCCAGGACUUCACUGAGGACGGGCACCUCCUCCACACCUUCUACUUGGGCACCGGCCGCAGGGUAAUAUACAAGUAUGGCAAGCUGUCUAAGCUAGCCGAGAUGCUGUACGACACCACCAAGGUGAGCUUCACCUAUGAUGAGACAGCUGGCAUGCUGAAGACCAUCAACCUACAGAACGAGGGCUUCACCUGCACCAUCCGCUACCGUCAAAUCGGGCCCCUGAUCGACCGCCAGAUCUUCCGCUUCACCGAGGAGGGCAUGGUCAAUGCUCGUUUUGACUACAACUAUGACAACAGUUUCCGGGUGACCAGCAUGCAGGCUGUGAUCAACGAGACCCCACUGCCCAUCGAUCUUUAUCGCUAUGAUGAUGUGUCAGGCAAGACAGAGCAGUUCGGGAAGUUUGGUGUCAUCUACUAUGACAUUAACCAAAUCAUCACCACAGCGGUCAUGACCCACACCAAGCACUUUGAUGCGUACGGGCGGAUGAAGGAAGUGCAAUACGAGAUUUUCCGCUCACUCAUGUACUGGAUGACCGUCCAGUAUGAUAACAUGGGGCGAGUAGUGAAGAAGGAGCUGAAGGUGGGACCCUAUGCCAACACUACCCGCUAUUCCUAUGAGUAUGAUGCUGACGGCCAGCUACAGACUGUCUCCAUCAAUGACAAGCCACUCUGGAGAUAUAGCUAUGACCUCAAUGGGAACCUGCACUUACUGAGCCCUGGGAACAGCGCACGGCUCACCCCACUGAGGUACGACCACCGCGACCGCAUCACUAGGCUAGGUGACGUGCAAUACAAGAUGGACGAGGAUGGCUUCCUGAGGCAGCGAGGUGCUGAUGUCUUUGAGUACAACUCAGCUGGCCUGCUCACCAAGGCCUACAACCGGGCUGGUGGCUGGAGUGUCAGGUACCGCUACGAUGGCCUGGGGCGGCGGGUGUCUAGCAAGAGCAGCCAGGGCCACCACCUGCAGUUCUUCUAUGCAGAUCUGACCAACCCCACCAAGGUCACCCACCUCUACAACCACUCCAGCUCUGAGAUCACAUCCCUCUACUACGACCUGCAAGGGCACCUCUUUGCCAUGGAGCUGAGCAGUGGCGAUGAGUUUUACAUAGCUUGUGACAACAUCGGGACCCCUCUUGCUGUCUUCAGCGGUACAGGUUUGAUGAUCAAGCAGGUCCUGUACACGGCCUAUGGGGAGAUCUACAUGGACACUAACCCCAACUUCCAGAUCAUCAUUGGCUACCACGGUGGCCUCUAUGAUCCACUCACCAAGCUCGUCCACAUGGGCCGACGGGACUAUGAUGUGCUGGCUGGCCGCUGGACUAGCCCAGACCAUGAGCUGUGGAAGCACCUUAGUAGCAGCAACAUCAUGCCUUUUAAUCUCUAUAUGUUCAAAAACAACAACCCCAUCAGCAACUCUCAGGACAUCAAGUGCUUCAUGACAGAUGUCAACAGCUGGCUGCUCACCUUUGGAUUCCAGCUUCACAAUGUGAUUCCAGGUUAUCCCAAGCCAGACAUGGACGCCAUGGAACCAUCCUACGAGCUCGUCCACACACAGAUGAAAACUCAGGAGUGGGACAACAGCAAGUCUAUCCUGGGGGUACAGUGUGAAGUGCAAAAGCAGCUCAAGGCCUUCGUCACCCUAGAACGUUUUGACCAGCUCUAUGGCUCCACAAUCACCAGCUGCCAGCAGGCCCCAAAGACAAAGAAGUUUGCAUCCAGUGGCUCAGUCUUUGGCAAGGGGGUCAAGUUUGCAUUGAAGGAUGGCCGCGUGACCACAGACAUCAUUAGUGUGGCCAACGAGGAUGGGCGGAGGGUUGCCGCCAUCUUGAACAAUGCCCACUACCUAGAGGACCUGCAUUUCACCAUCGGCGGGGUGGACACCCACUACUUUGUGAAACCAGGGCCUUCGGAAGGCGACCUGGCCAUCCUGGGCCUCAGCGGGGGGCGGCGAACCCUGGAGAAUGGGGUCAAUGUCACCGUGUCCCAGAUCAACACGAUGCUCAAUGGCAGGACUAGACGCUACACAGACAUUCAGCUCCAGUACGGGGCCCUGUGCUUGAACACCCGCUAUGGGACGACCUUGGAUGAGGAGAAAGCGCGGGUGCUGGAGCUGGCCCGGCAGAGAGCUGUGCGCCGGGCGUGGGCCCGCGAGCAGCAGCGACUGCGGGAAGGGGAGGAGGGCCUGCGGGCCUGGACAGAGGGGGAGAGGCAGCAGGUGCUGGACACAGGGCGGGUUCAAGGCUACGAUGGCUUCUUCGUGAUCUCCGUGGAGCAGUACCCAGAACUGUCAGACAGCGCCAACAACAUCCACUUCAUGAGACAGAGCGAGAUGGGCCGCAGGUGACAGAGAGGACCACGGCCCGGACUUCUUGCCAAAGACAGCUACUCUUUUGUGGCCGCACACCUGACUGUGUUGUACUUUUAAAAAAAAAUAAUUCCUUUUUUUUAACAAGUGCAGAAAAGAGACAAACAAAAAAAAAGAUACUGGUUGCAUUGUAACUCAUGCAACAUUCGUUUUUUUAA